Molecule: messenger RNA, 1896 nt
Organism: Cladocopium goreaui
Lineage: Eukaryota; Dinophyceae; Suessiales; Symbiodiniaceae
Source: the annotation of a GenBank genome assembly
UCUCAAUCCAUCUCAAUCCUUGAGUCAAUUUGUUGUAGAAGGCUGCGGACAUGGCAAGCUUGAAGAUGGCCCCAGAAUUGCCUGGGAGUCCCGUGAAAAAUGAUGCAGGAGACAGUGAUACGGCCAGCACCGACAUGAAUUCUUCAGUGUCGGACAGUGUGAAGCGCCGGCUCCUGGAGAUUCCACAGGAAGUUGGGCUGCAGAAUGUGCAGCUUCUCUUCAAGAAAGAUAUGCUGAACCGAUACCAAGCCAAAGAAGAGGAUUACAACUUCUUGUUGAAGUGUGAGAAGUUCUUUGCUGAGUAUGUUGGCACGAAAUAUGCCCUGUCAUUGAACAGCGGCGGCAUUGCAAUCAGUCUUGGGCUGGAAGGUAUCAAGCGGGUGUUCUUCCCUGAUGUUGAGAUUGAUCGCAUCAGGGUGUACUCCAAUGCUUUCACCUUCAAUGCAGUGCCCUCGGCAUGUGUGGUUGCUGGCUUUGCCAGCACCUUGAAGCUGAUUGAGGCAACCCCAGAGUUGACCAUUGAUACGGAUCACCUGGAGGCUUGCAUCAAGGAGGACUUGGCAUCUGGCAACUUCGCACCAGGUAACAUGAUCCUCGUGCUGUCCUACAUGCGCGGCCGGGUUCCCAACAUGCACACCAUCAUGGACAUUUGCGAGAAGUAUCAGGUGCGACUGUUGGAAGACUCUGCGCACGGCUACGGAUGCUCUUUUGAUGGCCGCAUGUGUGGGUCUUUCGGAGUGGUUUCAACCAUCUCUACUCAAGCCAACAAGCUUGUAAACACUGGAGAGGGUGGCCUGGUUUUGACUAGCAAUGAGGCCCUGCAAGCCUUCUUCAUUUUCUCAGCUGGAAGCUACGAAGAGCUUUGGAAGAAGCAUGGGCCAAUGACACCCCCAGAGGAGGUUGCCCUCCAGUACAAGUACACGACCGUGAACAAGUCAGUCCGAAUGACCAACAUGCAAGGUGCCAUCAUGUUCCCUCAACUGAGUGUGAUGAGUGAGCGCAUUGAGCAGCACAACUCGAUGUAUGCCUUCUUGAUGGCAGCAACGAAAGAGAAGAUGGAAGCACUCAGCCCCGGCAGCAGCAAAAAAAUCUACUUCAUUCCGCAGGUCCAUGGUUUGGUUGGUCCUGUGUAUGACUCAAUGCAGAUGCAGUUUCGAAAGGGCGAUGGCAGCAUAGCGGAAGAAGAACUUCCAGGUUUGAAUAGCUUCCUGAAAGACAUGCAGGCACGCAAACAUGGAAUAGCGAAGUUCUCCGAUCCAGCCAACGCUCGAAAUUUCUUGUCCUGGCAAUACUUGAAGCCAGAUGAUAUUCUCCCCGAUGCGCUUCCCAAGACUAGGCAGCACCUCUUGAACGUUGUCGAUCUCCGACUACUUUGUCAUGACACCGAGGUUGAAAUGGACAAGUUGGCUUCAGAUCUAGUGGAGUGCUUCAAACUCCAUUUCUGAGGGGAAAAUUGUAGUGCCGGGUAGCCUGCGCAUGGAAUGGGCAUGUGACAUUUGAAUACAUUUGACAUGUGUUUGCAUACGGGCAAUUCUAGGUUCAUGCCAGUUUUUUUUUGUUUGGCAACAUCCAUGAUGUCAGGCCGGCUUGCAUUCUGCGCAACAUGCGCGCAAGCCAUUCUAGAUUCCUUUGACUUUUUUGCAAUUUUACGCCAAGACAUCUCAGAAGAAUUGUGAAGAAGUUCUUUGAGAAAUACAUAGAAAUACCAACUAUUUCCAAUCCAGCACGCUAUUUGUCAACUCUUGCUGCAUAAAGGCCAGCUUGAGGGAAACAUGGCAGAACCAUGGCAGAACAGACGAGAGCUUCAGCAGGGCUGACAGCGUGCUGGCGGUUCUUGACUCCGAAACUAAUAAGUUUUGGACGAAUCCUGCUUGAGCAUCAGUUUACAUAGCAAAA